AAUUGGGUGGGUGAAUGUUCAGUCUAUCUGAGUAUAAGAUCGAAAAGAAUGAAUGCAUUGAUUGCAUUUCAAGUGAGAUGUCCAAGAGAAAGGGAACGAGGGGAAGAAGCGACGAAGAAAAGAAGUGAAUGAAAAAGCAUGGCAUGACGAGAAUGGAGAAAUUCGAGAUGUUAGAAAGUGCAAAAUCUAUAAUAGAAAAAAUCCGAGAGGAUUACCUCGUUGUUCUUUGUCUCAUAAUAAUUAUUCAGCUUCUGAUCUUCCUAUACUAUUACUUUGACCAAUCUAACAAAUUGGCUUUAGAAUUAAUAAAAAACGAAGAUGUCAAAUCUAUCAAAAUCGGUAUGUCAGGUUUCGAAAUUCAAAAGAAAUGAGAACAAGCAUGGCAUGACGAGAAUGGAGAAAUUCGAGAUGUUAGAAGGUGCAAAAUCAAUGGGUGCCGGAGCUGCUACAAUUGCUUCAGUGGGAGCUGCUGUAGGUAUCGGAAACGUAUUCAGUUCAUUAAUUCAUUCCGUGGCAAGAAAUCCAUCAUUGGCAAAACAGUUAUUCGGAUAUGCAAUCCUGGGCUUUGCUCUAACCGAGGCUAUUGCCUUGUUCGCAUUAAUGAUGGCCAUUCUGAUUCUCUUUGUUUUCUAAGUUUAUCCUUUUGAAAGGUGUAGUCUCUCCUACCUGAGGAAGAGGACGAGGCCACCCCCUUUCUUAUUAUUAGGGGUGUGGGAAAGGAGAGAGAGAAUGCGGGCUCCUUUCACU
Messenger RNA from Arachis ipaensis, 747 nucleotides. The record is from RefSeq and is a predicted model, not a curated record. Lineage: Eukaryota; Viridiplantae; Streptophyta; Magnoliopsida; Fabales; Fabaceae.